Molecule: messenger RNA, 807 nt
Organism: Erythranthe guttata (spotted monkey flower)
Lineage: Eukaryota; Viridiplantae; Streptophyta; Magnoliopsida; Lamiales; Phrymaceae
Source: RefSeq, a predicted model, not a curated record
AUGGCAGGAGGCCGUGGGAAAAGUCUUAUGAGUCAAGUUGCCGGUAAAGGCAAGAGCUUAAUGAAAGCCUUGAGCGGGAAGGGGGACAAUCCGGAAGAUCCGGAUCGCAUUGGAGACCGAGAUGUCCUUGCUUCCGCCCGUAGAAGAAAGCAGUUAGCUCGAGAAGCAACGUUACAGCGGGAAGAAGAGAGACUGAGACGAGAAGCUGUUGCAGCUGGAGCCGAACCCUGUGGACCUACUCGCGAUCUCCAGCUAGCUCGUAGUACAUUGCCACAUGCCGACGACGAUAAUGACCACAACAACAAUCCCGAUAAUAUGGAUACCGACGAGGAGAUGGAGGAAAAUGAUGGGCCAGCAGAUGCAUUUCAGGAUCGUAGAGGUGGUCGUGCCUUACCCUUUCCGCAGCUGCUUGGUCCGGCGUACUUGGAGGGUCCGUGCGAGGGAGGGCCGCAAAAUUUAGAGUUUAUGCGACGGUUCAAGUCGCAUAUAGCGAUGUACAUUUGGGAAGGAUAUGAGCGCCGUGAAACUACACGGUGCGAGUCGAGGACCAAAGCACUCGAGGACUACCGCGGCCCGCAGGAUAACACAAUGAUUGCGAGGUUUGAGGCAACAGGUCUUUACCACUUACGAGACUGUUUUCUGAAGAGGAUGAACAAGAACCUCAUGCUAGCUUUCGUGGAGAGGUGGCAGCCGGAGACGAACAGUUUCCACAUGCCAUGGGGCGAGAUGACGAUACGCUCCACGAUGUCGCUUUCAUCCUGGCGUUGCGGCUGGACGGACCAGCAGUGUCUGAAAUUCGCCCGGUAG